CGCGAGCGGGCAACACGUGCUUCGCUUCUCCGCUCCCGCGAGUACACGUGAUCGAGUGUUUGUUUCUCUGCUACGGCGUAUCGACAGCCUGCGCACUUACUUUAUUUUCUUCUCUUUUUCGCUGCACCGUGCAAACAUUCAAACACAUAAUGCCGAACGAUUGGCGCUCCACGAUAAUUCUGCUCGCCGCUGCAACAAUAGGCUAUGCCAUUAAAUGCGACCGCAGAAUAGCCAACACAACAAUACCCCGUUCUCCCCUUGAAAACAAAUUCCACAUCUUCGUGAGGAACUUCAACGAUUCCGAGCAUCUUCGCUCGUAUAUUCCCAGGACGAAGUACCUCGUAACCUUGGAGGGAACGGUCGAGGAUGGCAUCAAGGGGAAGUUCACGAGGUUCUUAAUUUCCACCGACAAUACAAAUGACACCUUGGACGGGGGUUCCUUCGAUAUUAUAAAUGGCACUAUGUUGGCGGAUUAUUCCCCAAGGUGUCCAAAAGCAGUCGUGGAGACGACGAAGGUUCCCAAGGAAGACGUUUCCGUCAUCUGGACAAGUCCUCCAGAAAAUAGUGGAUGCAUCAUUUUUAGAGCCACUGUGAUGGAAACAGCUGAUAUCUGGUACAUGGACGAGGGUGGUUUAGUUUUGACUCUUUGUCAAGACUCUAAAGUCGAAGAAGACGACCAAGGCCCGGUACUUCCUGAAUGCUGUGCCUGCGACGAAGCCAAGUACGAAGUCACCUUCGAAGGGCUCUGGUCAAGAAAUACCCACCCCAAGGACUUUCCAAGCAAAGGAUGGCUGAUUAAAUUCUCGGACGUGAUCGGAGCAUCUCACACCGUCGAUUAUCGAUUCUGGGAAUAUAAUGGAAUGGCUAGUGAAGGAUUGCAACAAGUCGCUGAAUAUGGCUUGACUCGCAGGCUGGAAUCGGAGCUGAAGAAUCAGAGCGAACAUAUCAGAACGAUUAUCAAAGCACGAGGUAUAAGUUAUCCUAAUGUAACCGGAAGGACUUUUGCUGUGUUUCGGGUCGAUCGUAGACAUCAUCUUAUGUCUCUGGUUUCCAUGUUAGAUCCUUCCCCGGAUUGGAUCGUGGGUGUCUCGGGUCUGGAAUUGUGCCUUGAAAAUUGCUCCUGGAUUGAGCACAAAGAGCUUAAUUUGUAUCCAUAUGAUGCGGGGACUGACGACGGGAUUACCUACAUGUCACCGGACUCUCCCUCGGACCCUAAGGAGCCGAUUAGAAGGAUCACCUCCACCUUUCCGAACGACGAAAGGGCACCUUUCUUCGACCCUACGGGACAAGACAUGAAACCUCUGGCAAAGCUGUACCUGAAUCGACAAAGAUUGUAUGAAAAGACUUGCGACGACGUCCCGACGGAAAUCAUCGACACAGGUGGUUCCCCACGUCCUGCAAAUGGCGAGAAACGACGCAGGCGUAAAGCGUGCAGAGUGUCGUCCUGGGGUCCUUGGGGUCCUUGUUCUGUGACUUGUGGAAAAGGGAACAAACUUCGGCAAAGGCGGUACCGAGACGAAGCAGCAGCCUUGACAAACGAGUGCAACACGACAUUGACGGACCGGGUGACAUGUUUCAGUGAAGAUCAACAAUGCGACACGAAGGGUCCCAGGACCACGGGGAUGCUGAACACCGACGCCUGCCUCCUGGAGGAGUGGAGUGCCUGGAGUUCUUGUUCCUCUUCCUGCGGCCCCGGGAGUAGGACUCGGUCCAGGAUCUUCCGGCACAAGAACUUCCGGAAGCACUGCAUGGCCGAGCCCCAUGGACCCUCUCUUCAGCAGACCGACGACUGCGACAAUAAUCCCUGUCCUGGGGAAUCCGGCGAGAAGGUAAGCGACGACCGGUCACGAGGACGACAGGAUAACCUCGAAUCCACCUCCGAGCUGGUGGACGAGAACGGUGACGAGAACGACGAAGAGGAGGACAGUGACUACGCGAUGGAGGACAUGUACCAGGACGAGAUGGAGGUAACCGAGGAAUGGUUGCAGAGGUGCACAAAAGGUCGCUAUACAGAGUGGUCCAUGUGGUCCCCGUGUUCGGCGAGUUGUGGUCCAGGAGUUAAGGUCAGGUCGAGGCUCGUUAAUACGAAUUUCGACUCCGAAGACGAGGACCACGCCGAAUGUAAAAUCCAACAGGCAGUUUGCAUUGCGGAGAUACCGACCUGCGACUUCACCAAAGAAGACGCGGAAAAAAUUUGCAGCGAGCCACAGGCGAGGGGAAGAUGCAACGGCAACUUCCUUCGGGCUUAUUUCGACAAGCAUACAGGACAAUGUCGGAGAUUCAGCUAUUCGGGAUGCGACGGGAACAAAAACAAUUUCCCUACUACGGAGGACUGCAAUCGCGUUUGCAAGAGCUACCAAAGAGAGCUUAAGGCUAACAUGUCGGCGAUAAUGAAAAAUUUCAAAGUCUCGGUGAGCAGCGUACUUAGCUACCAUAUUCCGGUUCAAGAGCAGAGAAGUACGAAGACCAAGCGAGCGAGACAUGCCGAUACCACUGAUGCUGUUGGGGAAAAUGCGAGUCCCCAGUUCAAUGGAAUUGAACUCGACAAUCAAGUAAAGGAAGCUUCUUCCGUGAAAGAUGCAACAAAGGUGGAUUGCGAAGUCUCGGAGUGGAGUAAAUGGUCAUCCUGUCAAGGCUGCCGAGGAUUUACCACUAGUACUCGAUCCAUUCUGGUGAAACCUCGCAACGGAGAGAAGAAUUGCCGGAAGAAGCUGUUGAGGAGAAGAAAGUGCCAUAAUAUCCCGCCAUGUUCGAAUCAAAGUACACAGCGAAGAAGUUUCCGCGAACGGAAGUCAUUGAUGACCCGUAGCGAAGUUGCCUCAGUGGACUGUGAAAUGUCACCGUGGACGCCGUGGUUCCGUUGCAACAAUUGCAAGGGCCAACAACAAUACAGAACCCGAAACAUCAAGUUGCCACCAAGUCGACUGGGAAAACGUUGUUCACAUAUUGUGGAGUUUAGACCUUGUACCGAAUUUCCUUGUAUGUAACGACUUGCCUAAUGUCCGGCACAAAAAUCAGAGGUUAUGACGCAUUGAAAAGUAUCAUAAAGAAGACCUCUUUGAUGCCACUUUUAUGAACGGUGUCGCUUAGUAUCCAUUCCUCGAGAAUGGGUACUUAGCGACUGGUUGUAAUAAGACUUACUGUAUUAACAAUAAAAACUGAGAUCAUUGCCAA
Orussus abietinus is the source of this 3174-nucleotide messenger RNA. RefSeq names its product spondin-1. Gene Ontology annotation, molecular function: serine-type endopeptidase inhibitor activity. Gene Ontology annotation, cellular component: extracellular matrix. The record is from RefSeq and is a predicted model, not a curated record. The transcript has 17 exons. Lineage: Eukaryota; Metazoa; Arthropoda; Insecta; Hymenoptera; Orussidae. Gene Ontology annotation, biological process: cell adhesion. Bases 150 to 2987 code for a protein of 945 amino acids.